AUGGAUGAAAUCGGUUCACAACCACGACAACUUCCCAUAUAACUCAAUUUUGAAUUCCAUCUUAUUCCUUUACUUUAUAAUGUAAACAUAAGGAACCAAUGAAGAUAGCGGAAUAAAUCACUUGUGAACAAAUUUUCGAAAUCGGAUUAUAAUUUUUCAAUGCCCCGGAUAUCGAAUAUGAAGAACUCAGUGCAUUCUGGUAAUUUUUCACCGAAAAUAUCGUUACAUCUCUCACAUAUCUCAAUUUAAUUCAGAGGAAAUCCUUUUCUUCUAAUAGUGUGUCGCUGUACCAGAAAUGGUUAAAAUCGGGUCAUAGCUUCUCCUAGCUCUCAUUUAGCUAAUUAUAGGAUUUUCAAAAAUACGAUAGGCUUAAUAGCUUAUAAAUCGGUUAAUAUGUGAAAUAUUUUAGCCAAAUUAAAUGAGCAUAUAAUCUUAGAUAUAAUGUAUAUUGGUGAUGAAAAUUAGUGAAAUCGGUUCAGGAAUUACCUCAGCCUAUAUACUAUAUAAGAUGAUUUUCGUUUUCUUAUUGGACUUUAUGCCGAAUAUAUGGGUCAUAUUGUGUGUUUUCUUAAUAAAAAUAUAGCAAUAAAUUGCGAGAGUAUAAAAUGUUCGGUUGCACCCGAACUUAGCCCUUCCUUACUUGUUUUUGUACAAUUCGGCAAUAUCCCAAAAUAAUCCAAUUAAUAUAAAUUCUGAGAACCAUUGUGCUAUAGGUCAAAGUCAUUUAAUAAAACAUUGAAAUUGAUAUCGAUUGCCAAAUCUCAAUCCAAAUACCUUCGCUUAUAACAUAAUAUUCAUACUAGUGUAGGAAAAUAUGUGUACCCCUGAAUGAAUACACGAAAAAUAUACGCAAACAUAUGUACACUCGAAUAUUUACAGAUAAACUUGGGUAAAAUCUUUCGAUUGUAUGGUCAAUCGACUCGCUUGUGGUAAUUUUGUGGGCGUAUUGACUUAUAAUAGGUCAAGAACGUGCGCCGCAUACAAAAACGAGGUUGAAGGAUCGUCAUGUCAAUUUUAUUUCAUAUUAUUUUUGGUUCGCACAUUUUAUUAAAGUUCUUACUCCUCUAUGUAUAGCUCAGCGGUAAAUUACGAGAAAAUACAGUCAAAAAAUUAUAAAUACAAAUUUGCUGCUGUUGUUUUGAAUGGAAGUAGAAAGAGAAGAGAGAAUCAAAGCCAUUCUUUGGUGAAUGCGUACUUAAAAGUCAUAUGUGCCCAACGGUAACAAAACUCACUGAAUUGGUGCACCCUACCAAAGAGUAGACAAAGUCAUGCGUGAAGGCGCAUGCCACUACCAACAACAGAACAUCGAAUAUCAGCAAAGGAGGCAUUAGCAUUAGUCUGAAAUCUUAUGGCCCAGUAUAUGCAAGCUGCCGCCAUAAAUCAAUGUCAGACGCAAUCAUUUAAAAUCAAUCAAAAUGUGAGUAAGAGAGUGAGAGAACCGUUUGAACGGUAAUAGGUAGUAGCUAGAGGAUUGAAGUGGAUUGAAAGCACCGUAGCCACAAGCUGCCAUCAACCAACAGAAACAUCCAUGUGAACAAUAAACGCGCUUGGUCGGCAGUACCGAUUGACCGUUGCAUGCAGGAAUUGUCCACUGCUAGUGGCAGUUGCGCUUGAUUGGCUUAUGUUUUAAAGUUUUCUAUUUUUUGUCUUCAUUGGAGUAAGUGGUUGACAGAACGGAGGUUCGAACACGUUUGCAGCAGCUAAGACUUAAGUAACAUCGUGCGCACGUCAGUAUCUGUUGUCUACAAUCUUUUGGCUGGAUAAUAAGUCGCCAACACAGUCCUAUUGACCAUCUGUGUGUGAGGUCGAUUAGAAAUCUAAAUCACAGUUCGUAUAAAAUUACUGAUGGCAAUAUUUUUCCAUGUUUUGGAACACUUUUGCAUAACAUAUCAAGCUAUAUGUAAUUUCGUGAGAGCGCCCUGCUGCCCACUUAUAAAAUCGACGUUUGUCUUCCCUUUACCAUCAAACUUACAAUACACUAUACAUGUGCUGUCAAGCAAUGUGGGUGCUGCAUUACUAACGCCGCCAUUAUCUAAAUUUCUAUUUGUUUCUAAUAUUGAAUGCAGAAUUUAAUACUCUUAAUUCCUAUUAUAUAUUUAAUUGAAUUGAUUUCACGAGAUUUUCUGUAAAAUCAUGUAACUUAGUUUUCGAAGAAGCAAUGUAUCAUUACUUAAUGUAAUUUAAUUUUUGUUGUGCCUCCAUACAAAACUAAAAUUUCAAUCUACAAUUAGCCAAAGAGCUAGCGAAUGGCGACUGACUUUGAAUUUCUCCUCCCAUUUUUGAAACAUUCCUUGUAGGACAUUCAAUAUCCAAUAUUUAUCUUAUUCUGUAUGCUCUAACAGGUUAUAAAAGAACCCCAAAUGAAAACACCUCGGAAGAUGAAAACUGUGUACAGUACAUGCGAAGAAACAAAAUGGCUUUACCUUAUUAUUACAGCUUUUGUAUGCAGUUUAAACUUAUACUUGAUGCGAGUACGUUCCUAAUUGUUUUCACAAAUAGAAAUACUCUAAACUUAAACAAAUGGAAAAUACACUCUACACCCAUUUUGCUUUCGAAUUUUGAAGAAAAAAGGAAAUCAUCAGUCCAUUCUCGGUGACUGCAGACGCCAACACCAGACAAUUGAAAAACUUCUUAGCCAAGAAUUCGUCCGGUCGAAAGUAAUCGAAUUAUUUUCAGCAGAGUAAUUUCUAAUUGAAAAAUAUUGUGACACAGAGUAUGCGUAUGUGUGUCCUGUAUAAAAAAAUAUUUGUAUCAAAGCCUGGUGAACUUGGUGAGAAUUGCUCUCCCAUUUCUGCCAAAUCGAACGACGCCAUUUCAAGUCAAUAUCAAAGUUCUUCAUACACUGACAGUAAAGUAUCUAAGCAAACCGCGCAAUUGGGCCUGAAUUGGCCAAAUACGUAUAUGGUUUUCGGAUCAGAGCAAAGUAACACUAGUUUUGAGAACACUUUUCUAAAGUUUUGUCUCUAAAACACUGCUAGCAAAUUGUAAUGUUUUUGAUUUUGUCAAUGGCCUUGCAUGAAUGGCUGACAUUUUGAGGCGUGGUAGGAAUACGAGUAUUUUCGUGUAGGGGGGUGUGGGUCGCUAGCAAUUUCCUUUCGCCGCUCGAGUGUGUGCAUUCAAUUAGAAAUUGUUGUACUGCUAUCGCGCUGACACGCGGACAACAUACUGGGGAUGUGCUGUUUGUUGGCAAUAUGGGGUGAAGGGAUUUUCGCAGAAUACUUGUAAUUUAAUUUCCGUGUUGUGAACGUGUGGCGAAUUUCAAAAAAGCAUUUUGUCUCACUCGCCUGAAAAAUGUCCCACUUAGAAUGUAGCUUUAUAUAGCCCUCAUGAUAUAAAUAAUAUUAUUAAUCAGAAAUUUUAGCGAAGGCAAUUUUUUACACAUAGUUGUUACAUAGGCAUGUAUAACUAUUAGCAACAUUGUAAUUAUUGCAAAUUAAAAUUAAUUUAAUUAAAUUAAAUUAGCGCAGCGUAAUGAAAAGAUCUCUCUAAAUGACAUGUCUACCAUUUAUGAAACAAGUUUUGCCCAAAAAUGCAUACAUACAAACAUGUGUUGGAACUAAAACAAGUCACUAAGAAUUACACACUCGAAAUUUCGCAAUGACGCCUGCUCCCUGAUGACUGACAGCCGACUAGUCAUCAGUCACCAGCUUUCCCCUCUGUCUGUUGAAUUUGAACACGCACACGUUGCAAGUGUCAAGGCGCUUCGCCCGUGUUAAGCCUCUGACAGUGUAUUUGGUUGAGUUGCUAAAAAUCGUAAACAAAUCUAGAUCUGUUCGGAAUUUACGUCCUCAAAUAAAAACUAUCUCGAAGUUUAAAUUGAGCAUUUUUUCAAACUUUCCCGUUUUCAGCUAUAUACCCAUUUCCUCACGUUAAACGAUUCUGGAACACUUUUAGGACUCUUCACUGUUACGAUAACAAGUGUUUCAAGAGUUUGAUGAAACAAAUGACGGUGCAGGUUCUGUCCCUGGUGUUGUCGGAAAUUAGAGUUUUCGGUUAUCUAAACUACUAACUAGAGCCCCUUACGCAUUCUCAAAUAGGCAUUUUGGACAUUUGACAGCUCCUUCGCGAAUGGACAAAAGAUUCCAUGCUGCCACAUCCGAACGAUCCACAAACCGCGCUUCAGGUCGAGGGCACUGAAGCGCUAGUUUUGCCAACUCAUAUCAUAAAUCGCAUAUGAGACGAGUAUUGAACAACGAAAUAAAACGCACAUAAAUCAAAAUGGCUGGACGGACGGACGUACUGACGGGCGACCGGAUAAAGGUAAGCGGGAGAGCGGCCAUUCCAGCAACUACCAGACAAACGGACAGAUGGGCAACCGACGGUCAGUGUGGAAUGAAUGUGUACGGUUCGCCCCUAGUAUGCGCAUAUAUACAUAUGUAUGUAUGUAUGUAUAUCAUGCCGAUUGAUGUCUUAGGGUGGAGAAAUAGCGGCAGAGUUGGUGAGGAAUGGAGUGAACGAUAUCAUGGGGAAUGAGAAUGAAAAAGGAAUAACGGCAACGACACGAGAGAUGUAUGUUAAAACAACAACAACGGCAUGAGAGAAAUGAGUUGUUAUGCCGGGGAGGGUGCAGUAAGAAUUUUUUGAUAGUUAGGUAGGCAAAGCAAACGCAGCUUAAGAACAAUCGAGGAUGAUGGUAGAAUAACAUGCAGCUAGAAUUGAAACGCAUUCAUGCUUUUUGUAUGUGGUUAUGUGUGUAGAUGAGUGAGCAGAGCGAAUUUAGAACAGAACGAAUGAAAUGACGACGGGUUGACUGGCUGUCAAAAGAACAAACAUGGGCGCACAGAGGCGAUGGCAACGCGAAAAAAACAAAAGCUUAGAAACAGCCAGCAACAGCAAAUACGAACAUUAAGGCAUUAUCAAGAGCAUAUCCGCUACCACAAAAAAAUCAAAUGACAUCAUACGAACGAAGAAACAAGCAAUCGUUAUAUACCUAUAUGUGCAUACAUAGAAAUGUCAAAAACUCACAGAAAAAUUUUUGAAGAGUUACAGAAACUGUUGUUUUUAGGAAAAGAAAAGGCCUUGAUAUCCAGUAAAACUAUCUCUAAAAAUAAGACUAUACCAGAUUUGAUGAUUUAAAAAUACUUCUCAUGAUUUUUUUUAAUUCACUCAUAUCAUUAAGACUGCACAGGUACACAAUAUUAUGCAUAUUCUGUUUAAAAAAUGGAUGUAAAAAGAUGUACUAUAUGAAACAUUAUUAAUGUUCCACGAAAAUGAAUACACUACACUUCCCAUUUACGUAUGUAUGAUUGUAUAUAAUAUGUACAUUCGUACAUGUAUGAGUAUAUAAAAAAGACAGGUGGUUAUUUUUAUUCCAAAAGCAUAAUGCAUAAUCAAUUAAACAGACCAGAAAAAAUUAUCAACUUUUACAACCUAAUUACAAGAAAACAAUUGAGUUUGGAAGAUUUAUUGUUUCACGCAAUUAGCGCUUUGAUAUGCGCGAACACACCGAAACUCAGGCGCAUGAGUGCCGGGAAAAUGAUCGAAGGGCCGCUUAAAAACUGCGUUCGUACAAAGAAUUAUGGUAACGCAAUUAAAUAAUCAACUGAAAAAUGGGAGGAAUACAAAAGCGGCAGCAUUACAACAAGUAUGGAAAUAAUGUACUGAUUACCAUACAUACUUAAUGAAGCCAUUUAAAUAAACACUCACCACUCAUGUGGACGGACAGCAACACAAAGCUAGAACCAUUCAAAACAAUGCCGCAAAACAAAUCCUGGCAGUGCAUAUUAAUGAACAUAUGUACACACGCGGAGCCGAAGUUGGAGGAGUAGCACGAUUACGAAUAUGAAAAAACUCACCGAUUCGCCAAAUAUUUAACAACAACGACAUUUGGUAAGGACUCUUUUACGCUUUUCACUUUCAAUUGAAAUUUAACUUUAAUGUUUGUUCUCACAUUUAAGCGAAGACAAAAUAACUGCUUCACAAAUAUAUACAUAUAGUAAAAACAAGCAAACGAUAACGCAUCAUACAAACAACAAUAAAUCUUAACAAAAUUUUGGUACGGUGAGGAGCAACCGAUGACAAUUCUCUCUUUAUUCCUCAUAGUUGCUCAAGCACCAAGGAGAUAUUCUCUUUGCUAACGAAAUUUAUCUACUACAUAUACAAGAAAGUCCGUUUUGCCACUUUACUACGCCAGACGCGUUGUUGUCACAUUUAUUUUUGUUGGAUAUCUCUGCUUUGCUCAUUUGUUAUUGCGGCCGCCUACUUAUGCUGCAUGAACAAUAAAAAGUCAAGUUCAAUUUGAUUCAUUCAUUGUUGCAUCUUACAGCUGUGCCAAGAUAGUACAAACGCUGAAGUCGAUUUUACUCGACAAUGAAGCACGGCAAAUUAGAGUAUUUGUAGUCACUAUCCUGACGUCUGAGAACAUAAUGACAAUUGGCCAGAUUUCAGCGGCGGAAAAUUAAAUAUUCAUAUAUAAAACGCUGAGGCACUUCCACUAUUGUUAGAUAUAUGAAAUAAAUAUUCACGAUGUGCGCUUACUGUUUGGAUAAAGGGGUGCAAAAGUUAUUGCUAGUGAAACAGAAUAACUGACUUUAAAAAUAUACAUUUAUGUAAUGUAUGUAUGUAUUCAUAUGAAUGAAUUAGUAUCAUUAAAACUGACACUCAGAAAUUCAUUAAACAUCUACGGAAUGGGUAUGAAAAAAUAAUGGUGGAAUUAUCAGCAUGCUUAGUUAUAGUAAUGAACUACACAUUUCUUUAUCAAAUUGUUUGCAUUUAUAAUAUGCACGCAUUUCAUGGGAUUUUUAAUUUGCUUGAGAAGCAACAGUUAGUCCAGGUGACAACAUUGUGAUACUCUUCAAAUAGGUGUUACUAAUAAACGUACAUACAUACAAUAUACGUGUGGAUAUACUUAUAUAAAACAAGCCCUACUUUUUCACCCAUUUGACAGAAAUUGGUUCAAAUAAUGCCAAAACUAAAAUUAAAAUUUAAUAUAUCCACAUAGUUUUGUAAUUCGUAACUCAAGCUUAACUCACCGCUCUCAAACGCAUUUGAAAAACUCAACAAUAAAUUUAAAUGUUGCGCAACAUCGUUGAGUAUUUCCAGCAACAUAUAUUUGAGCGCUUGCACUUCCAGCGCAACAUUUCCAGCUGGUAUUAAAUAUAUUAAACAGAGUACAUAUGUAUAUAUGUGUGCAUUUCUAAGUUUAUUUGCUCAUACUACAUAUGCACACUCAUAAACGGAAUUGCACGUGUAUUAGAAAAUUUGUAGAUAUAUUAAUAAGUCGAAAACAAUAUUUCCCAAGCUUUAACACAAAUCAAUAAGUGAACAAACUAAGGUGAUAUUUUUUUAUCAGAAAGAUGCCAAUAAACUCAAAUUUGUCUUCAUCCAUUGCUGUAUAAAGAAGAAAUUUUGUGGAAGUUUUAGCAGAGUUUAAUUUUUAUUCGAUUUAAUACAAUCUCUCGCAAGCCAAAGUAUUAUUUCAUAAAAUUGUUUCCCAAUGUGCGGUUGCACUGUACGCAAACAAAAUAGCCGGUGAUGCUUUCAUAUAAAUAUUUCCUGCAGGGCAUUCUCUCUUUCGCUCAAUCAACAGAUUCCGGCAACAUUACUUAUUUUCCGCGCAACAUUAACACCUCACUAAACCACCACCAACGCUUCUGCAGUAAUCGGCAACACUGAGACAUAUUUACUCGCACUCUUCCAACUUGAAUUCAUUUCCUCGGCAAUUCAUCAUCUUUACGAGAGUUCGGCAACGCUCGUGUUUCGUGCCAUUGUGUUUUUCAGUUUCAUACAUUCUGGUUUGUAGAUAUGUGCUCUUGGCUCUUAUUUGUUUUGCUUUCGUUGUGGCCGUUGCCAUGUUGCCGACUUCGGAGUAGUAGCGCGCGCCAUUGGCAACAUGCGAAAUAGAUUUAUUGGAAUGUAUAUGAGCUGAGCUCAUUGUAGAUUCAUUGUUAGCGUGAUGGUUUAGUUGUUGUUGUGUGAACACAUAAAAUAGACGUACGUUUAGCAGAGUGGUAGGCAGGCAGAAAGUAGUAAGCAGACAUCGGCAAGACAACAGGAAUAAGCAUCGAAGCAACUAAACUGUUAAACAGUGAAUGGCGGCCCGUAGUAGUCCGCGUGUGCUUACCGUAUUUUGUUAUGUUUUUGCGUUGUUUGCCGGGAGUUCUAUUCUUGCGUUCGCUGCUGCCGCGUAAAAUAUGCGCUCGAUUUUCGUUUGACGACGUAUUUUGCGAGUAGAUUCAAUACGAUUUAUAUAUUCAUAUGAAGAUUGGAUUAAUAUAAGGAAUAUUUUUUGCAAAUACAUGUGUUUAAAAAAUAAUAAUUUAUUCAAAUUAAUAAAAGUGUUUAAUGCGAAUUUAAGUGUUUAUGUACAAUGGCAUCUUAGUGAAUUAUAAAAAAUCUUGUGAUGAAAUUGUGAAAUUUUGAUAAUAAAAAAAUAGCUUUUGAACGCUAUGUGGCUCAUAAAAAACCGAAAAUGACAUGGAAAAUCCGUAGAAAAAUGUAUUUGGCGUGACAUUAGAAUCAACGAGCCGCUUUCAAUUAACUGCAAGCCUUUUGGCUUUAAAAUAACAAAACGAACUUUUCAGUUAUUAAUUUGGUUGCGUAUUUGUCGUACAACGCUUUAUGUCAAUUUUGAGUGUCGUGGGAAAAUAAUAAUCUGGUUAACGCAAUUUUUGAAGUUAUAAUUAAAUAAAAUAAAAAAUAUGAAAUGUAAAUAUAAAAACAUUAUAAAGUGGCAACUAAAAAUUAAAAAAUAAGUAUAUCUUUUUAAAAAAUAAGUAUUUUUUAAAAAACCAAAAGUGCGACAUUUCACAUAAACAGAAAAGAUUAAGUUCAAAAAUACCAUUCCCAUCUACAUUUGAUACAAACGUGCUUGAAGAUUUUAAAUGCUUUCGUAUGGUGUUAUUGGUCGCUGCUGUAUCCGUAAAUCUUAUCAACUGAAUAGCAUUGAACUUUUCAUCUUCGCGUCAUUGCGUCGUCGCUCCGUCAAUCUCUAAAACAAUAAAAGGGCAUAAAUGUCGCAUCCCCGAUGCCAAAAAUAAUUAAACGCAAUAAAUAAUAUCAGCAGAACGUAAUCAGUACCUUUCCAACGCAGCUAAUAAACGAUUCAGAAAGCAACGCGUGUUCAAAAACAAAAGUGCGUGUCAUUUCGUUUGAAUUGAGCUGUGAGUGCGAGAAUUAACGGCGUUCUUGUACACUUUAGCAAAACGUUAAUCAAAAAUGUGUGUGCAAAUCUACAAAAAUUUAGUGAUUUGCUAAUAACUAAAGUAAAAUCAUUUUGAAUGAGAGAACGGACAGCUAUAAAGCAAUCAUCUUCGUUUAUGGGUAAAAAAAGAAAAUUCACGCGUCAUCCACAUAAAAAUUUCGAAUAUUUAUGUUUGCCUCAUAGUCUUACGCUUGCGUUUCCUUGGUACUCCAUUCUUCUGCACAUACAAAUUGCUAUCGCCUCACUUUUAAUUUUGGUGCAGAUUAUUAUUUAUUUCUACUGUUUUCUCAACUCGCUCUAUAAAUUGAUGAGGACUAAGUUUUUGGGAAGCAAGUCAUACAAUGCGAGUUUUAAAGUCCACUUAACUUAAUCCAAAGAAUACAACUAAUAUUAAAAAUAGCUGUCGUACAAUUGUGCUUGUAAAUAGUAAUUCAAAAAUUGUGAUAUUGAUAUAAGUUUAAAAACUGCGAAUAACUUUGUAUUUGAAUAUAUGAAGUUUGUUAGCAUUAAGUUCGAAUCAACAUAUGUAUAUGAUAUAUAUAUUCUAAAACUACAAUCAUAAUCAUUCGGAGAAAAAAAUAAUAAAAUUGGGGGAGUAUUACUGCAUAACGUUUUCGUAUUACGUGUAACCAAGAGUUUCACUCCAAAACGAAUCAAAAUUGAAUGAGUAGAGUUUAACACUACUUUAUCACAGAAUCUACAACUUAUUUUUGGAGUUUUAAUUUACUAAACAAUGUUGGCUAACGUUAGAAUAAACCUCUACAAUUAGAAAAGUUAAGACGAUAUUAAACUUGAAAAGCAGAAACGCAAAUCAUUUUUAUACCUCAAACACUUUAAGCUAAUAACGAAUUGUAUACUGUACUUACAUAGGUGUUCAGAUUUAAGUUAGAAUCUACAGUACUGUAUAUAUACAUAUAUAAGUAUCCAUAUAAGUUGUAUAGCUGAAAACCAAGUAGCUUCAAGCGCCUGUACAGCAACACGAAGCCUAUAAGCGCACACGCCCAUCCAAAAACCGACUCCGCCAGCUCCAUCAACAAAAGUAAAGAAGUUUCCCAAGAAACAUUAUAUUCAGCAACCCGCUACCCCUAACCACGAUUAACACCGCCACCACGUUUACCACAGACACAAUAGAAUCCUUCAAUAUGACGAUGAGUACAAAUAAUUGUGAAAGUAUGGCGUCAUACUUUUCCAAUUCCUAUAUGGGACCCGAAAUGCACCAUGGUCACUAUCCGGGCAAUGGUGUUACCGAUCUCGAUGCACAACAAAUGCAUCACUACAGUCAGCAUCCAAAUAAUCAGGGCAAUAUGCCCUACCCACGUUUCCCGCCCUACGAUCGUAUGACCUAUUACAACGGUCAGAGUAUGGAGCACCAAGGUUACUCUCGUCCCGACAGUCCUUCCAGUCAGGUGGGUUUGUCACAACAGCCGCAAGUAAAUGGUAGUCCACUACUUCAGCAACAGCCCCAACCCCAGCAGCAAGUAGCGCAACAACAGGCGCAACAGGUUACGCAACAAGCACAGGCGACGCCUCAGCAUCAGCAACAUCCGCAAGUGACGCAACAGGUGACACAUCCAGCCCAACAACAGCAGCAACAACAGCCUGUAGUAUAUGCCAGUUGUAAACUGCAAGCAGCCGUGGGCGGCUUGGGAAUGGUGCACGAAGGUGGUUCACCGCCCCUAGUCGAUCAAAUGGGCGCCCAUCACAUGAAUGCACAGAUGAGUUUGCCACACCACAUUGGGCACCCACAAGCACAGUUGGGUUACAACGACGUCGGAAUCCCAGAUGUUAAUGAGGUUCAUCAGAAUCAUCAUCAAAUGAGCAUGUAUGGCCAACAACAGACUGGCAUUCCACCCGUAGGCGGACCACCACAAACCAUGAUGCAUCAGGCUCAGGGACCACCACAAAUGCAUCAGGGACAUCCUGGACAACAUACACCACCAUCACAAAAUCCAAAUUCGCAGUCAUCAGGGAUGCCAUCGCCAUUGUAUCCCUGGAUGCGCAGUCAAUUUGAACGCAAACGUGGGCGACAGACAUAUACCCGUUACCAAACAUUGGAGUUAGAGAAAGAGUUUCAUUUCAAUCGUUACCUGACAAGGCGGCGACGAAUCGAGAUCGCUCAUGCGUUGUGUCUCACAGAGCGACAAAUAAAGAUCUGGUUCCAGAAUCGACGAAUGAAAUGGAAAAAAGAGAAUAAAACAAAAGGAGAACCGGGAUCCGGAGGAGAAGGCGAUGAGAUCACACCACCCAACAGUCCGCAAUAAGACACUGAAAAUGAGGGAAACAAAGAGUCGCGCUUAAUCUAGUACCACAGUGAGACAGGGCAAAACACGCAAAUAACUUAUUGAACAUUGUCUGUCCUUCAUAUUGCUAAGGGAACGAUAUUUAAAAACGUGAUUUCAUGUACAUCUAAUGUUAGUAAAUUGAUUAAAGCACAUCGUCCUAAGCUAACGAGAGAAUGUAAUAUUAUUAGUUUAUUUUGUCGUACGGUUAUAUUACUAACAACUACAAUUUCGUAGUAUAAUGUUGCUAAAGUUUUAAUUUUAAUCUAAAAUUCACACAUUUGUAAGAAGAGUGAAAUCGAUUAUCGAAAAUGAAAUGUAAAUUGGAAUUAAAAUUGAAAAGCAUAUGAUAUACUAAAAUAAUUUUAUAUAUUUUUUCCAAAUCCGUAAACUUAAUUAGUUAAUUCUUAAAGGACAUUUGUUAUUAUUUUACUUAACUUGUAUUAUGAUGAUUUGCAAUGUGUACAUUAACAUAGCAUAGUACAUAGCCUACAUGCAAAACAUACGUAGGGUGUUAUUAGGUGGAGCAUUAAUUGCAUAAGAUAAUUAACUAAAUGGGUAAAUUAUUUAGCAAUGAUAAAGUAUCUAAAUAAAUAAACUCAACAAAACCAACUCAUGUGACCUCAACUUUAAAUAAGUUAUUGAUUAAAAAUAAAGUAUACACAACAAAUAAAAUAAUAAUAAUAAUAAAAUAAACUAAUAAACACGAAAUCUAACCAGUAUACUAAACAAAUGGGGAAAGCUAAUAAAUAUUCCAAAACAUAAAUGAAAUAAAAACUAUACUUAAAAUAUGGAAUAUGUACUCUUAUGUAAAGCAUAAGAAAUACUUUUUAGACAUUUUCAGCUGUAAUUAGAAUAAAAUAAAAAUACACACAUAAAUACGUAGUUCAAAGGGUCUUAAAAUAAUAUAAAUUAUAUGUAAUUUAAAGUUUAUAUAUAUAAUAUACAUAUAUAUAUAUAUAUACAUAAUGCAAUAAAAUAAUCGGAGGAGAAAAUACAAAGUCUCACUUCAUAUUUCCUCUAAGAGGUUCAAUAUGUUACCUGGUAUCAAAGAACGACCAAUAAACCAGAGUUCCGCAUUACUUUCCUUCUAAAUUACAAAAAUACGUAUGAAUUAUGUAUUCUACUAUCUCUACUUUCCAACGGCUUAUUGUCUGUCCAAUAAUUUUUAGAGACUAUAUUUUGCAAAAGCGCAGAUUUAUGUAUAAUUUGAAUGUUAAAAUAUUGUUAUCUUUUACAAUAGUAAUACAUUUUACUUUUACUUUCAUUAACAACAGUUCCAUUUUAUUGUUUCCGGUGAGACGCAUAUUCUUGGCAAAAUUUAAGCGUACUAUAAAGGCAAAUGUCUUGCAUGCAAAUGUAAGCCCAUAGAAAUAUAUGGUCCCAUAUAUUCGGCUCUUGAUUAUUUUAUUAAAUAUUCGAUUCUAGUAAACUUAAGGGCAAGACCAUUUGACCCUACUUCAACGGAAGACCUGGUUUGUAAUUUGAAUCGCACCUCAAGUAAAUUUUAUAUGUAUGUAUAUAUACAAAUUUGUGUAAUUAUUAUUAUGUAUGAAUAUUUCAAUACAUACAUGUAUAUAAAAGUAAGGAACGAUACCAAAUUUAUGUUGAAAUGAACUUUAUUGAAAAAUAUCUAAAUAAGUUUGAGGGUUUAUUUAUCCAAUUAAACAAAAACAAAAUAAAUAAAUGGAAUAAAUUUAUUUCAAUGAAUAUAGGCAACAUUUAAUGAUUUUUAGAGUUUUGCAAAUUUCGAUGAAUUCGGUUGAGACCGAUUCCCCUGUAACAGACAUAUAUGUAUUGAACUAAAACUAAACGUCAGUACUUUCAAUGUUUGUAGUAUUGGAUAUAUAUUUUUAGCUUGACCUAAGAGAGGAUAUUAUGUAUACCGAAAUUGAUCUAAAACUGUACAACAUUGAAUUAUGUUAUAUAAAGUAUUGGUACUUUGUAUUUAUCGAAAAGAUUCUUUAGUAUGGUGUUGAGAUUAUAAAAGUAAUACUUCUAUUUGCAUACUUUCGAAACAUGAAAAGCAUUUGUAAAUUGAAAUAAAAUAAAAGAAACCCACGAUGGUUAAAAAUAAAUUAUAAUGUGAAUUAGUAAAAAUGAUAGCUGUAACAGAAUGCUAAUAAUGACCCUGACAGACCGACACAGAUAAGAACAUAAGCAUAUUUAUAUAAUUAUAAGUACUUAUAGAGGAGAAAAUUAUCCACAUAUUAUUUCAUCAAACCUAAAAUAAACCAAAGCCAAAGUCAGCAAAGAAUCAGAAGUAGACAUAUAGUGUAUAAAUAUUAGAAGUUGUAUACAUAUAUACAAUACAUACAUAUAUACAAUCAUUCAACUUUAGUUAUUCCUAAAUCAGCUCCGCAACUGUACGUAUGUGUUUUAAAAGUUACAAGUUAGUACGAGUAAAUGGUUCAAGAAUUAAUGAUAGAUGCAUUAAUAAGAGUUCGCAUUGAGUAUAUUUGACGAAUAAUGUACCGCAUUGACAAAUGCAUAUAUAAACACAUAUGUCCAUAGUUGAAAAUUUUAGUUAAAUUCAGAGAUAUCUUUUCAAUUGAAAUGAAUUCAUUGUGAUCAAAUAAGUAGUAAUUUUGUAUGGAUUACAUUCGUAUGUAAGUUAAAUUAUUUUUGAUGGCAAACUUGCUACAACCAGGAUAAUACCGGAAUAAAGUUUACCAUAUUGCUGUACACUUAUGUUCUUUAACUUUCGUUCAUCAAUAAUUGGUGUGAAUUGGGAAUAAGAAGCAUUCAGAAUUAACACACGCGUCUAAAAAAAAAAAGAAUAUUCAAAAAUACGUAAAACUUGCGCCUAUCUGCGAAGACAGAGAUUGUAUUAAACAAAUAAUUUCCGUGUAAGGAUAUUGCAAUAUUGUAUGCAAAAAUGCGAGCAAAAUGUAUUUGCAAUACCAUGUCUAUGUUUACAAAGCUAAAUGUGAAAUAAAACAAAGAACUAAAAUAUAAUAGUUGUAUUAAGCAGUGGACAUUAGAAACUAGUUGAAAAAUAUAUAAAGUGUGCAAGUCAUUAAUUAUUUGUUGUAAAUAUAUAAAACAAUAUUACUUUUAGUCUAAAGAGAGGAAAUGAAGAAGCAAAGAUGCACAUUAAAAUAAUAUAUAAAAUUGA
This is a messenger RNA of Zeugodacus cucurbitae (melon fly), 14539 nucleotides long. RefSeq names its product homeotic protein antennapedia (gene Antp). Gene Ontology annotation, molecular function: RNA polymerase II cis-regulatory region sequence-specific DNA binding; DNA-binding transcription factor activity, RNA polymerase II-specific. Gene Ontology annotation, cellular component: nucleus. Bases 10285 to 11403 code for a protein of 372 amino acids. The transcript has 6 exons. NCBI's taxonomy places the organism in Eukaryota, Metazoa, Arthropoda, Insecta, Diptera, Tephritidae. The record is from RefSeq and is a predicted model, not a curated record. Gene Ontology annotation, biological process: negative regulation of transcription by RNA polymerase II; anterior/posterior pattern specification.